Messenger RNA from Pararge aegeria (speckled wood butterfly), 6642 nucleotides. It is a transcript of the gene Ser3, whose product is annotated as protein split ends-like. The record is from RefSeq and is a predicted model, not a curated record. The transcript has 3 exons. The coding region runs from base 1 to 6642 and encodes 2213 amino acids. Lineage: Eukaryota; Metazoa; Arthropoda; Insecta; Lepidoptera; Nymphalidae.
AUGCGGACUCUAUUAGCUGCCUCUGUGGCACUUCUGAGCCUGGUGGCUUUAGAUGCUUCCCCGUGUUGCUGCAAAACGGGGAAAACAACCGGAACCGGAGGACCUUCUGGCGGUCUUGGCGGCCUUACUAGUGUUCUCGGUGGCAAAAAAAGCAACCUUGUUGGCAACCCGAUAAACAAAGUUGGCGCCCUUACCGGUGGUGCGGUCGGUGGCAAAAAAAGCAACGUUGUUGGCAACCCGAUAAACAAAGACUGCACCCUUACUGGUGGUGCAGUCGGUGGCAAAAAAAGCAACCUUGUUGGCAACCCGAUAAACAAAAUUAGCGGCCUAACUGGUGGUGCAGUCGGUGGCAAAAAAAGCAACCUUGUUGGCAACCCGAUAAACAAAGUUGGCACCCUUACUGGUGGUGCAGUCGGUGGCAAAAAAAGCAACCUUGUUGGCAACCCGAUAAACAAAGUUGGCGCUAUUACUGGUGGUGCAAUCGGUGGCAAGAAAAGCAAUCUUGUGGGCGGUCUGAUAAGCACUGUUGGCCGUCUUACUGGUAGUUUACUAGGUGGUACUGACGAUGGUAAGGGAAGCAACGUUGCUGGCGGUGUGAUAAGCAAAGGUGUUAAAAGUGGUCAAAGCAACGAUGAUUAUAUUGGCAUUAAGAAAGCUAAAGAUCUAGAAUAUCAAAAGGCCUUGAAAAGCAACGAUUUGAAAUCACAGGGUGGUCAAAAUACCUCUGGUCGGGAUGGUUCUAGUAACAGUAGAAAAUCACCGUGCGAACAAAAGAACUCUAACCGCAACUGUAAAAAAAGCAAUUUGAAAUCAAAGGAUGGUAAAAAACCCUCUAGCAAUAGCCAGAAUAAAAGCGUUUGGAAAUCACAGGGUGAUCAAAAUAACUCUGGUCGCGAGGGUUCUAAUAACAAUGUAAAAUCACAGCGUGAUCAAACGACUUCUAAUCGCGACGGUAAGAGUAACGAUUUGAAAUCAAAGGAUGGUGAACAGAGCUCUAGCAACAACGACGGCAAUAGCGAUUGGAAAUCACAGGAUGAUCAAAAUACUUCUGGUCGCGAUGGUUCUAGUAAUAGUGAAAAAUCACAGCGUGAUCAAACGACUUCUAAUCGCGACGGUAAAAGUAAGGAUUUGAAAUCAAAGGAUGGUAAACAGAGCUCUAGCGACAGCGACGGCGAUAGCGAUUGGAAAUCGCAGGGUGAUCAAAAUACUUCUGGUCGCGAUGGUUCUAGUAAUAAUGAAAAAUCACAGGGUGAACCAAAGAACUCUAAUCGCAACGAAGGUAGUAACAAUGGCAAAUCACAAAAUGAAGAAAAAAAUUCUAGGAGUGAUGGUGGUAGUAACGAUUGGAAAUCUCAGGAUGAUCAAAAUAAGUCAAUUCGCAACGAUAAAAGUAAUGAUUUAAAAUCACAGGAUGGUGAACAGAGCUCUAGUGACAAUAAGGAUUGGAAAUCACAGGGUGAUCAAAAUACCUCUGGUCGCGAUGAUUCUAGUAAUAAUGGAAAAUCACAGGGUGAGAACUCUAAUCGCGACGGUGAUAGUAGUGAAAGUUGGAAAUCACAGGAUAAGCAAGAAUAUCAAAAUAACUCUAAACGCACAGCCGAUGACAGCAGCAGUUUGAAUGUCUCUAGUGAUAAAGAUUAUCAAAAGAAGUCUAAUCGCGACGGUGAUGCUAGUGAAAGUUGGAAAUCACAGGAUGAGCAACAAUAUCAAAAGAACUCUAAACGCACAGCUGAUGACAGCAGCAGUUUGAAUGUCUCUAGUGAUAAAGAUGAUCAAAAGAAGUCUAAUCGCGACGGUGAUGCUAGUGAAAGUUGGAAAUCACAGGAUGAGCAACAAUAUCAAAAGAACUCUAAACGCACAGCUGAUGACAGCAGCAGUUUGAAUGUCUCUAGUGAUAAAGAUGAUCAAAAGAAGUCUAAUCGCGACGGUGAUGCUAGUGAAAGUUGGAAAUCACAGGAUGAGCAACAAUAUCAAAAGAACUCUAAACGCACAGCUGAUGACAGCAGCAGUUUGAAUGUCUCUAGUGAUAAAGAUGAUCAAAAGAAGUCUAAUCGCGACGGUGAUGCUAGUGAAAGUUGGAAAUCACAGGAUGAGCAACAAUAUCAAAAGAACUCUAAACGCACAGCUGAUGACAGCAGCAGUUUGAAUGUCUCUAGUGAUAAAGAUGAUCAAAAGAAGUCUAAUCGCGACGGUGAUGCUAGUGAAAGUUGGAAAUCACAGGAUGAGCAACAAUAUCAAAAGAACUCUAACCGCACAGCUGAUGACAGCAGCAGUUUGAAUAUCUCUAGUGAUAAAGAUUAUCAAAAGAAGUCUAAUCGCGACGGUGAUGCUAGUGAAAGUUGGAAAUCACAGGAUGAGCAACAAUAUCAAAAGAACUCUAAACGCACAGCUGAUGACAGCAGCAGUUUGAAUGUCUCUAGUGAUAAAGAUGAUCAAAAGAAGUCUAAUCGCGACGGUGAUGCUAGUGAAAGUUGGAAAUCACAGGAUGAGCAACAAUAUCAAAAGAACUCUAAACGCACAGCUGAUGACAGCAGCAGUUUGAAUGUCUCUAGUGAUAAAAAUGAUCAAAAGAAGUCUAAUCGCGACGGUGAUGCUAGUGAAAGUUGGAAAUCACAGGAUGAGCAACAAUAUCAAAAGAACUCUAAACGCACAGCUGAUGACAGCAGCAGUUUGAAUGUCUCUAGUGAUAAAGAUUAUCAAAAGAAGUCUAAUCGCGACGGUGAUGCUAGUGAAAGUUGGAAAUCACAGGAUGAGCAACAAUAUCAAAAGAACUCUAAACGCACAGCUGAUGACAGCAGCAGUUUGAAUGUCUCUAGUGAUAAAGAUUAUCAAAAGAAGUCUAAUCGCGACGGUGAUGCUAGUGAAAGUUGGAAAUCACAGGAUCAGCAACAAUAUCAAAAGAACUCUAAACGCACAGCUGAUGACAGCAGCAGUUUGAAUGUCUCUAGUGAUAAAGAUUAUCAAAAGAAGUCUAAUCGCGACGGUGAUGCUAGUGAAAGUUGGAAAUCACAGGAUGAGCAACAAUAUCAAAAGAACUCUAAACGCACAGCUGAUGACAGCAGCAGUUUGAAUGUCUCUAGUGAUAAAGAUUAUCAAAAGAAGUCUAAUCGCGACGGUGAUGCUAGUGAAAGUUGGAAAUCACAGGAUGAGCAACAAUAUCAAAAGAACUCUAAACGCACAGCUGAUGACAGCAGCAGUUUGAAUGUCUCUAGUGAUAAAGAUUAUCAAAAGAAGUCUAAUCGCGACGGUGAUGCUAGUGAAAGUUGGAAAUCACAGGAUGAGCAACAAUAUCAAAAGAACUCUAAACGCACAGCUGAUGACAGCAGCAGUUUGAAUGUCUCUAGUGAUAAAGAUGAUCAAAAGAAGUCUAAUCGCGACGGUGAUGCUAGUGAAAGUUGGAAAUCACAGGAUGAGCAACAAUAUCAAAAGAACUCUAAACGCACAGCUGAUGACAGCAGCAGUUUGAAUGUCUCUAGUGAUAAAAAUGAUCAAAAGAAGUCUAAUCGCGACGGUGAUGCUAGUGAAAGUUGGAAAUCACAGGAUGAGCAACAAUAUCAAAAGAACUCUAAACGCACAGCUGAUGACAGCAGCAGUUUGAAUGUCUCUAGUGAUAAAGAUUAUCAAAAGAAGUCUAAUCGCGACGGUGAUGCUAGUGAAAGUUGGAAAUCACAGGAUGAGCAACAAUAUCAAAAGAACUCUAAACGCACAGCUGAUGACAGCAGCAGUUUGAAUGUCUCUAGUGAUAAAGAUUAUCAAAAGAAGUCUAAUCGCGACGGUGAUGCUAGUGAAAGUUGGAAAUCACAGGAUGAGCAACAAUAUCAAAAGAACUCUAAACGCACAGCUGAUGACAGCAGCAGUUUGAAUGUCUCUAGUGAUAAAAAUGAUCAAAAGAAGUCUAAUCGCGACGGUGAUGCUAGUGAAAGUUGGAAAUCACAGGAUGAGCAACAAUAUCAAAAGAACUCUAAACGCACAGCUGAUGACAGCAGCAGUUUGAAUGUCUCUAGUGAUAAAGAUUAUCAAAAGAAGUCUAAUCGCGACGGUGAUGCUAGUGAAAGUUGGAAAUCACAGGAUGAGCAACAAUAUCAAAAGAACUCUAAACGCACAGCUGAUGACAGCAGCAGUUUGAAUGUCUCUAGUGAUAAAGAUUAUCAAAAGAAGUCUAAUCGCGACGGUGAUGCUAGUGAAAGUUGGAAAUCACAGGAUGAGCAACAAUAUCAAAAGAACUCUAAACGCACAGCUGAUGACAGCAGCAGUUUGAAUGUCUCUAGUGAUAAAGAUUAUCAAAAGAAGUCUAAUCGCGACGGUGAUGCUAGUGAAAGUUGGAAAUCACAGGAUCAGCAACAAUAUCAAAAGAACUCUAAACGCACAGCUGAUGACAGCAGCAGUUUGAAUGUCUCUAGUGAUAAAGAUUAUCAAAAGAAGUCUAAUCGCGUCGGUGAUGCUAGUGAAAGUUGGAAAUCACAGGAUGAGCAACAAUAUCAAAAGAACUCUAAACGCACAGCUGAUGACAGCAGCAGUUUGAAUGUCUCUAGUGAUAAAGAUUAUCAAAAGAAGUCUAAUCGCGACGGUGAUGCUAGUGAAAGUUGGAAAUCACAGGAUGAGCAACAAUAUCAAAAGAACUCUAAACGCACAGCUGAUGACAGCAGCAGUUUGAAUGUCUCUAGUGAUAAAGAUUAUCAAAAGAAGUCUAAUCGCGACGGUGAUGCUAGUGAAAGUUGGAAAUCACAGGAUGAGCAACAAUAUCAAAAGAACUCUAAACGCACAGCUGAUGACAGCAGCAGUUUGAAUGUCUCUAGUGAUAAAGAUGAUCAAAAGAAGUCUAAUCGCGACGGUGAUGCUAGUGAAAGUUGGAAAUCACAGGAUGAGCAACAAUAUCAAAAGAACUCUAAACGCACAGCUGAUGACAGCAGCAGUUUGAAUGUCUCUAGUGAUAAAAAUGAUCAAAAGAAGUCUAAUCGCGACGGUGAUGCUAGUGAAAGUUGGAAAUCACAGGAUGAGCAACAAUAUCAAAAGAACUCUAAACGCACAGCUGAUGACAGCAGCAGUUUGAAUGUCUCUAGUGAUAAAGAUUAUCAAAAGAAGUCUAAUCGCGACGGUGAUGCUAGUGAAAGUUGGAAAUCACAGGAUGAGCAACAAUAUCAAAAGAACUCUAAACGCACAGCUGAUGACAGCAGCAGUUUGAAUGUCUCUAGUGAUAAAGAUUAUCAAAAGAAGUCUAAUCGCGACGGUGAUGCUAGUGAAAGUUGGAAAUCACAGGAUGAGCAACAAUAUCAAAAGAACUCUAAACGCACAGCUGAUGACAGCAGCAGUUUGAAUGUCUCUAGUGAUAAAGAUUAUCAAAAGAAGUCUAAUCGCGACGGUGAUGCUAGUGAAAGUUGGAAAUCACAGGAUCAGCAACAAUAUCAAAAGAACUCUAAACGCACAGCUGAUGACAGCAGCAGUUUGAAUGUCUCUAGUGAUAAAGAUUAUCAAAAGAAGUCUAAUCGCGUCGGUGAUGCUAGUGAAAGUUGGAAAUCACAGGAUGAGCAACAAUAUCAAAAGAACUCUAAACGCACAGCUGAUGACAGCAGCAGUUUGAAUGUCUCUAGUGAUAAAGAUUAUCAAAAGAAGUCUAAUCGCGACGGUGAUGCUAGUGAAAGUUGGAAAUCACAGGAUGAGCAACAAUAUCAAAAGAACUCUAAACGCACAGCUGAUGACAGCAGCAGUUUGAAUGUCUCUAGUGAUAAAGAUUAUCAAAAGAAGUCUAAUCGCGACGGUGAUGCUAGUGAAAGUUGGAAAUCACAGGAUGAGCAACAAUAUCAAAAGAACUCUAAACGCACAGCUGAUGACAGCAGCAGUUUGAAUGUCUCUAGUGAUAAAGAUUAUCAAAAGAAGUCUAAUCGCGACGGUGAUGCUAGUGAAAGUUGGAAAUCACAGGAUGAGCAACAAUAUCAAAAGAACUCUAAACGCACAGCUGAUGACAGCAGCAGUUUGAAUGUCUCUAGUGAUAAAGAUUAUCAAAAGAAGUCUAAUCGCGACGGUGAUGCUAGUGAAAGUUGGAAAUCACAGGAUCAGCAACAAUAUCAAAAGAACUCUAAACGCACAGCUGAUGACAGCAGCAGUUUGAAUGUCUCUAGUGAUAAAGAUUAUCAAAAGAAGUCUAAUCGCGUCGGUGAUGCUAGUGAAAGUUCGAAAUCACAGGAUGAGCAACAAUAUCAAAAGAACUCUAAACGCACAGCUGAUGACAGCAGCAGUUUGAAUGUCUCUAGUGAUAAAGAUUAUCAAAAGAAGUCUAAUCGCGACGGUGAUGCUAGUGAAAGUUGGAAAUCACAGGAUGAGCAACAAUAUCAAAAGAACUCUAAACGCACAGCUGAUGACAGCAGCAGUGUGAAUGUCUCUAGUGAUAAAGAUUAUCAAAAGAAGUCUAAUCGCGACGGUGAUGCUAGUGUAAGUUGGAAAUCACAGGAUGAGCAACAAUAUCAAAAGAACUCUAAACGCACAGCUGAUGACAGCAGCAGUUUGAAUGUCUCUAGUGAUAAAGAUUAUCAAAAGAAGUCUAAUCGCGACGUUGAUGCUAGUGAAAGUUGGAAAUCACAGGAUAUCAAAGAUCAGUCAUCCCCCGUUGGUUGUGCCCGCGCCAGUGUGUCAACGUCUGAUGAAUAA